AGAAGCAUAUCUUUCUACAUCCAUAUAUUACCUAGUGAUGGAUGAUGAUUUCGAUGACUUUGGUGGAUUUGAGGCAGCUGAACCCGUUUCCCAGGCACCUGUCGUUAGUACAGGCCAAUCAGGACUGACACAGGAAGCUAGCCCAUCCCCCUGGGCACUGAUCACAACGGGUUACAGUGCUGUUGGAGCUAAACCAGAUUUACUUUGUAGAGAAAACAAGUUCCCGGAGGUUCUUGAUCCCACCGUGACUGGAGGCCAGGGGGCGUCAAACCAAAACCAGAACGGGGCCACGGGCCAGCAUGUAGAAGAGGCUAGUGCGAGUGCUCCCCCUUUUCAGGCUUUUGAUGUCCAGUUCCCCACUGGAGCAAGUGAUCCCUUGGACAUCAACCUAGAUGAGGUGACAUUGGCCAACAACAUCCUUGAUGGUCAGUUCCUACCUUCUUUCCCUGUGUCCAGUCCGCAGUCAUCAAACACCGUGCCCAGUAGUCGGUGCAAUCGUCCAUCUUCUGUCGGCCUUCAAAAUUCCGCAGAAAGUCAGAAGAGAUUAGUACGACAUGACUCGGUACCUCUUGAAGGUUCCCGCCAAAACUCUGUUCAAGGCCAAAAUCAAAUUGACUCCUCCAUUGUUCGAAGGCAAGGUGCAAUUCAAAAUGUGUCUCAAACAGAGCUGGCAUCCAUACCUCAGACAAACAUUGAUAGGUCACGAGGAUCAAAUUCUUUCUCUUUCGACCGAAGGUUAUCGUCCGGGACAGAUACCGUUACGGAAAGGAAAGUCUCUGUGUCCAGUGACAAUUCCUUUAAACAAGACGCUUGGGAAUCCGAUGUGUUCAGUUCAAUUCCGACAAGUGUCAGUGUUGCUAAGACGACAAUUCUGAAUGAGACAUCUAGUAGCAGACAGGGGUCCCCACCAUCAAGCAUUCCAUCUAGUGUGGCAGGGCUCACAUCAAAAAGACAGGAGGAAACAUUGUCAAACAGCAAUGUAGGCACCGUACCUAACACGGCUGUGAUGCAGGAGAUGAAACAGAUCCGGUCAGAAAGUCAGGCUGCAGUCAAAACAGUGGUACAAGAAUAUAAGGAAUUAAUGCAGACCACCCUUCGCAGCGAGCGAGAGGCAAUGGAGGGGCAAGUACGUGUGUUGAUGAAGGAACAAGAAGACAAGUUUAAAAGCUUGCUCAGUGAACAGCAAUCUCAUUUCGAAGAGAAAUUAGAAGAGGAGCGAACAAAAAUGUCAGAAUCAAAGAUGACAGCUCUCAAGGAGAAGUCAAAGGAGCUACAGAAAGAGUUUGAAGAUUUUCUGAACUUGGAACGAGAGAAAAACCAGAAUAAUCUGCAGAGUGCUUUAGAGGAAGAAAGAAGAGAAAACGGUAAGAAGGUCAUGGAAGUGUUAGAGGAAGAACGGGAGAAAAAUAGGAAGCAGCAGUCAGAACAGAAGGAAUUGUUUAAAAAGGAAUUGCAAGAGGAACAACAGAAGCAUCAAGAAAAUGUACAGAAAUCUCUUGCAGAUCAACGGGAAAAGUUUCAGGUUAUGCUCAAGGAGAGUCUGGAAGAGGAAAGAAAGAGAGGAGAGGAGGCUCUACGCAUCAAAGUGGCACAGAUAGAAUCUAGGAAAAUGCUCGACAGUAAAGUCCAUAAGAGACACAUGGCCAGUCUGGAUGUUUUCCUGGAGGGGGCUCGUCAACAACUCUCACUCCUCAUGGACAAGUCGGACUCGCCAGAUGUUGAAAUGCUUCCUUUGAACAGUUGAUGAGCCUGGAGGCUGGACUACUGAAUCAUUCCAAAUCGUGUUCAGGCCGAUUUUUGCUAUAGAUUGCUCGGAAAAACCCUGAAAGUUUAGGGCUACAUUCGCGUAUCCCGAUAGAAAUGGUACAGGUGGCGCAGAAAUAUUCCAUGAUAAACGAAUACACUUGGGCCGUUCUCUAAGCAGAGCUUAAAAUGCACAAUUUCGGAAAAAAAGUAACAAUGUAUCAGGAAUAUUAUGCCCUUCUUUCACGGGUCCACUGAAUUACAUAACGUAUCUUAAAAACUACAUGUGGCUUGACA
Molecule: messenger RNA, 2040 nt
Organism: Mizuhopecten yessoensis (Yesso scallop)
Lineage: Eukaryota; Metazoa; Mollusca; Bivalvia; Pectinida; Pectinidae
Product: coiled-coil domain-containing protein 91-like
Exons: 13
Coding region: 38-1744 (568 amino acids)
Biological process (GO): Golgi to lysosome transport
Cellular component (GO): trans-Golgi network
Source: RefSeq, a predicted model, not a curated record